This is a messenger RNA of Elaeis guineensis (African oil palm), 2572 nucleotides long. RefSeq names its product DNA N(6)-methyladenine demethylase ALKBH1D. Gene Ontology annotation, molecular function: broad specificity oxidative DNA demethylase activity; oxidative RNA demethylase activity; ferrous iron binding. The record is from RefSeq and is a predicted model, not a curated record. NCBI's taxonomy places the organism in Eukaryota, Viridiplantae, Streptophyta, Magnoliopsida, Arecales, Arecaceae. Gene Ontology annotation, cellular component: cytoplasm. Gene Ontology annotation, biological process: oxidative RNA demethylation.
CCACAGCAAAAGGUACAAAGAAGGGCUCCCGGUGGGCGGUGGCGGCGGAAAUGCCCGACCCGCUAAAUAUUUGCCUCGAGAAUCGGCCAUCUCGUCCCCUCCCGGAGAAGCCCAACUGCACCACUUCUUUCCCAAUCGAAGCCCCUUGAGAAACUCCUCUCUCAUAUGCUUCCACUCCUCCGCGCCUCUCCCUUUCCCAAACCCCUCCUCCGCCGCCCAAAUUGUCGUACCUUCUCCUACCAUCCUUCCUCUUCUCAGAAGAAAACGGUGGGUGGUAUCACAACCCCGGAUAGUAAUUUGAGAAGCCGACGCUCUCCUCGCGGCGGUGGACCGAGUAGCAAUAGAGUGACACCUCAACAGUGUCGAACUUCUCCAAGCAGGAUGACAGGCAGGAUGAGAAAUCCUGAAAGUGAUGCUGAGGGUCAUCCUUUUGAUAUCUGCAGGAAUGAAACAGUAGGGCCAGUAACAUCGAAGAAAUCUUUACUUGAACUUAAUCGAGAAAAAAGAAACGAAAUUGAACGCUCCCAGAAUCAUCCUCAGCAUGCAUAUUUGAGAUCUGGGAUGAUUCUACUGAAGAAUUAUAUCAGCCACCGUGAUCAGGUUAAAAUUGUUGAAAAAUGCCGAGAUCUUGGAAUUAAUUCCGGAGGGUUCUAUAGACCAGGUUAUAAAGAUGGUGCAAAGUUACGCUUGUACAUGAUGUGCUUGGGCAAGAACUGGGAUCCGGAGUCAAGGUUAUAUGAAGAUUAUCGCCAAAUAGAUGGUGCCAAAGCACCUGAAAUUCCAGAAUUCUUCAGAAAAUUAGUUGAUAGAGCAAUUCGAGCUUCUCAUGAUUUUCUGAGACAAGAUUAUAAAGAUGUUAAUAUUGAAGAUGAAGUUCCAAAUAUGUCACCAGACAUCUGCAUUGUCAACUUCUAUAACAACAGUGGAAAACUUGGUCUCCAUCAGGACAGAGAUGAGAGUAAAAAGAGCCUUCAUAAAGGGUUGCCUGUUAUUUCUUUUUCUUUGGGCGACUCUGCUGAAUUCUUAUAUGGGGUAGAAAGAGAUGCAGAUAAUGCUGAAAAAGUAGUGCUUGAAUCUGGAGAUGUCUUGAUGUUUGGUGGCAUUUCCAGGCUUAUAUAUCAUGGAGUUUCAUGUAUUCAUCCAAACACAGCACCAAAGAGGCUCAUUGAGGAGACAAAACUGCGGCCUGGACGUCUCAAUUUGACUUUCAGACAAUACUAGUAGAUCUAGUUCCUUUUUUCUUUUGACAGCGAGAACCAGAAGGAUUGAAUAUUUGGUUGGUGCAUCUGAUUUGGCAAAACAAUAACAUAAGAUGGGUCCCAUCUUGUCUUUUCCAUUGAAGCUCCUGCACUGCUUUCUUCCUUCGGUCUCCAUCAAUGUGAGUUGGUGCCACAACAAAUGGUCACCUGAUCAACUCCGUCAUCAUUUGUCCAUGUUGUUAUCAGAUAAGAUGCAGACAAUUUUGGUGGGUAAACAGAAGCUGGCGAUUUUCUAUCAUGACUGUGAUCUUGUUGCCGGCUUGACAUGAGGAUAACAAUUUUUGGGAUUUGUAAGAGGAAGAGAAGAGAUCAUGAGGCAUAACAUAUAGCAGUACAGGUAUAGAAGAAUUCUCAAUUUUCUUUUGGAAAGGCAAGACUUAAAAGUGAUUAGUUCUUAAGCUUGAGAACCUACAAAGAAUGAUCUCUCAGAAAGCAAAAAGAGAUAUAUUUAGGGUAUCAAUAUUACUUUUUGCCACUUGCUUCAUUUGUUAAAGCUCUAAGCUCUCUUCCUUCAAGAAGGCUAGCAACAUGAACCAUCAAAGUUACACCGGACUUUUAGAUUGUUUUUACUGUCCCGUCGAUGGCUACGUUCUCUUAGCUAGCCAAAACAAGGUCAACUGAGUCAUAUGAUGGGCAGUUCCACAGAGAGAAACAGCUACAACUAUGAUGUGGAUCCAACUACUGAGGAUGCAUUCUUCUAAAUUUUUUUACAGAUCCUAGUGGAACCAAAUGGGACCAGGACUAAGACAUGAGACCUGAGAGGUUCUUCUUUAGGAAAAGAAGGCAAUCAAUAAACUUCCAAGCAGGAGUAGGUCUGGGGAGAGGACAAAGAGUUGCUAAAAUUGUAUCAAUAAAGAUGACUGUGCUCUCCACUGAACCAGAAAAAAGGUUUUGGGUCCCGGUGGUUGGAGGGGAAUGAGUCGGUUCAAAAGCUCUUUAUCCAGAUUGGAAAGGCGUGGACGGUCUGCACAUCUGUCUCAUAAAGCAAGAGGAGCGGAUGUCUUUGUACAUUAUCUUGAUAUCUUCACAAGCCUAAGAACUUUUACUGAUGGCUCAGUGGUUUCAUCCCCGAAACGGCUAUGAUCUCAUAUAUGCCAUGUUGAGAUCUACAGGUUGAAUUCCUAACCAUGUGAAUGAAAUAGAGUUUGUAAUAUUGGAACUCGGGAGCUCCUUCUAUGGCUUAGAGAAGUAAAAUUCAUCGAUUUUUCUUUAAAAAGACACUUUUACAUGGUUUAUGCAUGUAAAUUCUAGGUUCUAAAGUAAACCUUCGGGAUUUGACUGCCAUAAAUAUGAAACAAUGAUGUUUGUGUGAA